Molecule: messenger RNA, 501 nt
Organism: Fulmarus glacialis (Northern fulmar)
Lineage: Eukaryota; Metazoa; Chordata; Aves; Procellariiformes; Procellariidae
Product: protein RTF2 homolog
Exons: 4
Biological process (GO): site-specific DNA replication termination at RTS1 barrier; mitotic DNA replication termination
Cellular component (GO): nucleus
Source: RefSeq, a predicted model, not a curated record
GGGAAGCGGACCCGGAAGCGUAGCGCUGCGCGGAGCGAGAUGGGGUGCGAUGGCGGCACCAUCCCCAAGCGGCACGAGCUGGUCAAGGGGCCCCGCAAAAUCGAGAAGGUUGACAAAAAUGCUGAAUUGGUAGCAAGAUGGUACUACUGUGCUCUGAGUCAAGAGAAGUUAUGUCGGCCAAUUGUAGCCUGUGAGCUAGGCAGGUUGUAUAAUAAAGAUGCCAUCAUCGAAUUUUUGUUGGACAAGUCAGCUGAUAAAACUCCUAUGGAAGCUGCAUCACAUAUCAAGAGCAUUAAGAAUGUAACAGAACUAAACCUUGCAGAUAAUCCAGCUUGGAGUGGUGAUAAAGAGAGUAUAAAAGGUGACAAAUAUGAUGACAUCCAGUCUGCACGCUUUAUAUGCCCUGUGGUGGGACUGGAAAUGAAUGGAAGACAUAGGUCAGUAAGUUUCUGGAUUUUGGUUCUUAGAAGCGAGUACUGUGCUAAACUGAAUAUAGAGCAG